AUGGGAAAGUCUUCGAUAACAAAGUUUGAGAUCCGGCUUCACAACCCUCUGGCAGUAUACUAUGCCGGACAGACCAUAGCAGGACAGGUGUUUCUCGAAUUAGCAGCUGAUCUUUACUUCCCUGACAUUACCUUGGAAAUGCAUGGUGACGCCAAUGUUGCUUGGACGGAGGAAGAGGGGAGUAGAGACAAUUUGCGCACAGUUCGCUAUAAAAACUCUGAGACCUACCUUAACAUAGAACUGUAUCUUAUCGGGGUCGGUAAAAAAGAAAGAAAGCUUCAGGCUGGACGUCACAACUUGCCCUUCUCUAUAGCUCUUCCCAUAAACCUACCCUCCACUUUCAUUGGAGAUCAUGGGAGGGUCCAGUAUAACUUGACUGUUAAAAUUGACGAUUUUUUAAUGACAAUAGCCAAUAUCGACAUUGAUGUCACAGUUGUGUCAUUGCUCGACCUCAACCAGGAUCCCAACUGUGCAGCAUCGCCGCGUACCAUCAGUGGGAGUAAGAAGUUUGGAUUUCUCUGCUGUACUUCUGGUCCACUCAGAGCUACACUCUCCUUCCCCAAGCUGGGGUGGGUGGGUGGUGAGACCCUCUCCUUUUCCGUUAGUAUAGAGAAUCUUAGCAACAAGGUCAUGACCAAAUCAACGAUACAGCUGAUUGAGCGCGAUAUUUUCACAUCAUCGUGUGGUCGUCAGCGGACCGUAAACAAGACAAUAUUGACCCGCAAGAGGGGAAGGAUUGCACCGGGUGCCAGUUUCACGUGGAGUAAUGUCGAGCUCCUCCUACCACCCCUCCCGCCCUCCCACCUCAUCCACUGUAACAUCAUAGAUAUAAUGUACACUGUGGUGCUCAGUGUGCAUCCCUCAUGGUUAGGGUCAGAUCUGAACGUUCCGGUGAACAUCACCAUCGGUACAAUCCCACUUCGUCAACAGGUGCAACACAUCAAUUACCAAUACCAGCCAGACAGGAAAGCACCGCCUCCAGCCAUAAGUGCACCACCACCAGACAUUAGUGCACCAACACCAGACAUUAAUGCACCACCACUACCCAGCUAUGAAGAAAUGGUGCACGGUGGGGCGGCGAUGUAGGGGACUGAGGGAGAAGGGGAAUGAGGUCCAGGGAGGUGGGACUUAUGCUCCUAGUUAUCCGACUUAUGCAUUUAAUAAUAGCUAAUUAC
Bolinopsis microptera is the source of this 1175-nucleotide messenger RNA. Its product is annotated as arrestin domain-containing protein 17-like. Lineage: Eukaryota; Metazoa; Ctenophora; Tentaculata; Lobata; Bolinopsidae. The transcript has 4 exons. The coding region runs from base 1 to 1086 and encodes 361 amino acids. Gene Ontology annotation, biological process: protein transport. Gene Ontology annotation, cellular component: cytoplasm. The record is from RefSeq and is a predicted model, not a curated record.